Molecule: messenger RNA, 354 nt
Organism: Peronospora farinosa
Lineage: Eukaryota; Oomycota; Peronosporomycetes; Peronosporales; Peronosporaceae
Source: the annotation of a GenBank genome assembly
AUGAACCGUUUCCUUGUCGCUCUUCGCCCACUUUCGCGCGCCGUUGCUCGUCCACAAUUCGUGUCCCGUGCUUCUUCCAUUCGUUUUUUCAGUGCGCAGACAUUUCUCGAUCGUAAUGAAGUCAGUGACCGUGUACUGGGCGUUGUCAAGAAUUUUGAAAAGGUGAAUGCUGAUGUUGUGAAGGAAAGCGCGAAAUUCCAAGAAGAUUUGGGACUGGACUCACUGGAUGUUGUGGAAGUUGUGAUGGCGAUGGAAGAAGAAUUUACGAUUGAAAUUCCAGACAAUGAAUCGGAGAAACUCCUUACUCCAGCGCAGGUCAUUGACUAUAUUGCUGCGCAUCCCAUGGCCAAGUAA